Molecule: messenger RNA, 1133 nt
Organism: Paramecium octaurelia
Lineage: Eukaryota; Ciliophora; Oligohymenophorea; Peniculida; Parameciidae
Source: the annotation of a GenBank genome assembly
AUGAAUCUCUUUGGACAGGGUUCCACUGGACCACAACCAGAAAGUUAUGAGAUUAACGGUCACGAAUAUCACGAAUUGAAUUUAAUUGCUGAAGGAGGAUAUGGCUUUAUUUGGAGAGCUAUUGAAGCUAAAACUAAGAAACUCUGCGUUAUUAAGAAAAUUAUUUGUCAAAGUGAAGAGGCUAUUCAACAAGCGUAAUUGGAAUUAGAUUUGCAUGUAAUUUAUGCUUAUUCAUAUUUCAAAUAGAGACAACUUCAACAUCCUAACAUUGUCAAAUGUUACAAUGGAGUUAUCAAAUUUAAUAAGAAAUUAAAUCAAACUAUUGCAUAUAUGGUUUUAGAAUUAUGUGAAGGUGGAACACUAAUUGAUUUGCUGAAAAGGUACAAUGAAAAAAGGUUGAAUGAAUAAUAAGUACUCCUAGUGUUAAAAGUUAUUUUUCCCUUUAUCAUAGUAAUUAGUCUAAGCAAUCAAAUAUCUUCACACCUAAAAACCUCCUAUCACUCAUAGAGAUUUGAAGGUUGAAAAUGUCUUAUUGCAUAAUAAGGUAUUUAAAAUAUGUGAUUUCGGCUCAGCUAGUACUGACAAAAUUGACUUAAAGUAUUAGUAUAACCCAAAAACUAGUUAAUCAAACAAGCACCAGAUUUCUCAAUAUGAAGAGAAUUUCGCCAAAUAGACAACUGAAAUAUAUAGACCUCCAGAAAUGACUGAUUUAUAUUUAAAGUACGAAAUCAAUGAAAAAGUUGAUAUAUGGAUGCUCGGAUGCAUUUUGUAUACAAUGUGCUUUUACAAUCCACCCUUUUAGGAAUCUUCUAAGUUAGCCAUUGUUGAAGCUUCAUAUAUUAUCCCCAAAGAUAAUAAAGUAUUCAUUCGAAUUAACUGAAUUAGUAUUCCUAAAAGAUGAUCGAUUUGAUUGGCAUAAUGCUUUAACCAAAUCCAAAGAACAGAGCAUCGAUCUUUGAGAUUGAGGAAAUACUGAAAAAGUACGACACAUUAACAUAAAUUGUAAUCAAUACUAUCAAUAAUAGCAAAGUAAAAAUGAACAAGAGGAUGAUUUUGGGGAUUUCCAAUCCGGAGAUUAAAAUGCAUAAGAGUAAUAAUAAAAGACUGUUUAAUAUGAUGAUUCAUUAAUUUGA